GAUCGGAUCCGAUCGACCCGGAAUCGGAACACAAGGUAAACACAGAGGCGGCGUUUCAGGGGAAGGAGGAAGGAGAACAGGAAGAAGAGGAGUAGAGAGAAAGAUGAACAAGAAGGAGAUCUUCAAGCUAGCCAAAGGAUUCAGGGGAAGAGCGAAGAACUGCAUAAGAAUCGCGAGGGAGAGAGUGGAGAAAGCUCUUCAGUACUCUUACAGAGACAGGCGCAACAAAAAACGUGAGAUGAGAGGUCUCUGGAUCGAGCGUAUCAACGCCGGCUCUCGUCAGCACGGAGUGAACUACGGUAACUUUAUCCACGGACUGAUGAAGGAGAACAUCCAGCUUAACCGUAAAGUCCUCUCUGAGCUCUCUAUGCAUGAGCCUUACAGCUUCAAAGCACUCGUGGACGUCUCCCGCAAGUCCUUCCCUGGAAACAAGAACGUGGUCCAAGCGCCUCGGAAAGUGGACAUUUCAUCUAUCAAUGCCUAGUUUAUUAGGACACCAAGUUAGUUUCAUCUCUACCUUCUUUAUUCUCUUUCAAACAGAACACAAUAAUACCAUUUUGUUAUUUGUCUGAAUACAAUGUAUGCCGGCCGCCCCGGUGAUUACUAUUAAAUUUUUUUUUUGCAAUC
Molecule: messenger RNA, 627 nt
Organism: Raphanus sativus (radish)
Lineage: Eukaryota; Viridiplantae; Streptophyta; Magnoliopsida; Brassicales; Brassicaceae
Exons: 2
Coding region: 104-484 (126 amino acids)
Biological process (GO): ribosomal large subunit assembly; translation
Cellular component (GO): ribosome
Molecular function (GO): structural constituent of ribosome; rRNA binding
Source: RefSeq, a predicted model, not a curated record